AUGUCCACCACUCUACUUUGGUUUUCAGGUGUAAUAGGAUACGUGAUUCAAACAAAAUGUUUGUCCAAUAUACAAUCCAGAAAGGAAAUAUCAGGGGGACCUAAUGGUACAAUCGCAACUCCCGAGACUAACGGCGACAAUGGCAACUCAAGCUCAUUAACUUUUUAUCUGACAUUUAUGUAUUUUGCAUCGUGGUUGCUCUUGGUUCCUGUAUCUCGACUUUGGAAGAAAAUGAGACCGAUGAUUGUUUCUGAUUCAGAAUCAAACAGAAAUUCACAAACGUACAGCCCCAACGCCGAAACUGGAACAGAGGAAGAUGUCGAUGUGUUCUCGCAUGUGUUGGAUGAUCCUCAACCACGCAUCGUAACUCAACAACAGAAGCAAAAAAUCAUAUCUGUGGCUACUUUUAAAUAUCUGGCUAAGCUAACAGUGUUGGCUCUAAUAAUGAUUGUCGCCGACUUGACCUAUAACAUGGCUUUGUCACUAUCACCAGCAUUCGAUGUUGCUUUAAUUCAAAACACUGCAAUUUUUGAAAUUGUUACUUUGCUAUAUGGUGUUUGCGGGAUCUCUAGGAAGAACUACGUUUUUCGCAACUUCCUCAUCAUGAUGAAUGCAGUCAUUGGAAUUUUAAUCAUCUCAUAUACAAAGGCUACCUGUGAUAUGCUUGCCGGGAAGCUGUCCGUCAACCCUGAUACAGGAGAACUUUCAGACCCAUUCUUGUUCGACAGGUUGAAAGGUGCUUUGAUUUGUGGCCUUGGUGCCUUGAUCAUGGGUCCAUUUGCUGUGUUAUGGAACCGUUGGUUUUGCAGUAACAUUUCCAAAAACGAAAACUCCGCUGUCGUCUUGGUCAAGCAAAGCACUCACAUGGCCUUAAUCGGGAUUAUCGGUAUGAUAAUACUUUUGCCAUUUAUUCCCAAGUUUCCUUCUCGCGGGUCCUUAGAAUCCAUUUCCUUAUUUUACAAUGACAAGGGCUUUUGGUUCUCGCUAUUAGGGUCAAUUAUCUUUGGCUCUUUACCCAGCUUGAUUUCGGUACUAGAGUUGAACCGCAAAGCACCUGCUGAAUAUUUGACAACAUGCAACCUUGGGGCUAUUAUCUUCAUGGGGUUGGCUGAAUGGAUUUGCGAACCUACUCAAACCACUAUAGUUAGAUGGGAAGUCAUUGGAUAUAUAAUGCUGACUGUUAGUUUGUUGGUCCUAUCGGUAACGCUCGGUGAAGGCAAAUAUCACCAUUAG
This is a messenger RNA of Saccharomyces mikatae IFO 1815, 1233 nucleotides long. It is a transcript of the gene CSG2, whose product is annotated as mannosylinositol phosphorylceramide synthase regulatory subunit. Gene Ontology annotation, molecular function: enzyme regulator activity. Lineage: Eukaryota; Fungi; Ascomycota; Saccharomycetes; Saccharomycetales; Saccharomycetaceae. The coding region runs from base 1 to 1233 and encodes 410 amino acids. Gene Ontology annotation, biological process: intracellular calcium ion homeostasis. Gene Ontology annotation, cellular component: endoplasmic reticulum membrane. The transcript has a single exon. The record is from RefSeq and is a predicted model, not a curated record.